GGGGCAGGCGCGGCGGGAUUUUUUCCCCCCUUCUCCGUAACCCUCACGCCCCUUAGUUGUGUGGAUGUGGUUUUCGUUCAAAGGAGAAGGAGUAGAAGAAGAAGGCAGCUCCGGACUGACGGGGCAGGCGGGAUGAAGAAAGGCGCUUCCCGGCCGUGCGGACAACAAGGACGCGACCACUACGACGACGAUUACUACCACCAGCGCCUCGUCCUGCAACUAGGCCCCACCGCGGCGUUGCCAUGGAGACGAGGAACGACGGUGGCCGCCGAGGGGCACAAAGGCUCCCGGACCGGCGCCUGAAGCGGCUUCCGAAGGGAAAGGACGCCGACGCCAUGGAGGUAGGCCGCGGCCCGAGCCAAGCCGCCUCCCCGCCGCUUCCUCCGCCGCCCCGGUACCGCCUGGUGGCGGAAAUCGGCCGCGGGGCCUACGGCGUGGUCUACGAGGCCCUCUCCGGCCGCACGGGGGCCCGCCUGGCCGUCAAGCGCAUCCGCUGCGACGCGCCCGAGAACGUGGAGCUGGCCCUGGCCGAGUUCUGGGCCCUGACCAGCCUGCGGAGGAGGCACCCCAACGUAGUGCGCUUCGAGGAGUGCGUGCUCCAGCGGGACGGGCUCGGGCAGCGCAUGAGCCACGGCAACAAGCAGAGCGCCCUCUACCUCCGCCUCGUCGAGACCUCCCUCAAAGGUGAGAGGAUCCUGGGUUAUGCUGAAGAACCUUGUUAUCUCUGGUUUGUCAUGGAAUAUUGUGAAGGAGGAGAUCUGAACCAGUACAUUCUUUCACGCAGACCGGACCCUGCCACCAACAAGAGUUUUAUGCUCCAGCUGACGAGUGCCAUUGCCUUUCUGCACAAGAACCACAUUGUGCACAGGGACCUGAAGCCAGACAACAUCCUGAUCACAGAGAAAUCAGGCGCUCCAAUUCUCAAGGUGGCGGACUUUGGCCUCAGCAAAGUUUGUGCUGGCUUGACUGCUCGAGGCAAGGAUGGGGGGAAUGAUAACAAAAAUGUGAAUGUGAACAAGUACUGGCUAUCAUCCGCUUGCGGCUCAGACUUCUACAUGGCUCCUGAAGUCUGGGAGGGACACUACACUGCCAAGGCAGACAUCUUUGCCCUGGGCAUCAUUAUCUGGGCAAUGAUCGAAAGGAUAACGUUUAUUGAUGCUGAGACCAAGAAGGAGCUGCUGGGGACCUACAUCAAACAGGGGACUGAGAUUGUACCCGUUGGGGAGGCACUGCUAGAAAACCCAAAGAUGGAAUUGCACAUCCCCCAGAAACGCAGGACUUCUAUGUCUGAGGGGAUCAAGCAGCUCUUGAAAGACAUGUUAGCUGCUAACCCACAGGACCGACCCGAUGCCUUUGAGCUUGAAUCCAGAAUGGACCAGGUUACAUGUGCUGCUUAAACUCAGGUCAGACAGCGUUGAUGUGCUUUGAAAACUGGGGUUUUCUUACCAGGGACCUACACUCUCUAUGAUUUACAUGCAUUGAGGAACGCUGAAGAUGGUCCAGGUCAAACACCAGUAUCUCUGGCAAAGUGGAGCCCUGAAAGAUUCUUCUUAAAAGUUCCAGUGAGACGCAAAAAGGGCAGAAGCUAUUCUAACCCAUUUCAUUAUGAGACUGUUAACAUUUUUCUCUAAAUUUAUGUAUUCCCCUCCCUUCUGCCAACUCAGCUUUGUUUACCGACUAAAUCUGUGCAGGUACUUCUGGAAUUCCUCUUUCACCUAAACAAAAUAUUUGGGAAAAUCUGUAUAUUUUUUCCUGCUGCUGCUAUGUACUGGAAUUCUGGGCCAAAAUGUUCAUAACAUUUGUUCUUGGUGCAGUUUUAAGCUGGGAGAGAUUUGUUUGGGGUGUUGAGAUCUAUUCCUAUGUAUGAGCAAUGUUUUUGUGGCUGCUACUGAGCCUCUGGAGGUAGAAAUAAAAUGCAAGAUGGGCAGGCCCCAAGACCCCACGUCCCUUCAUAAAACUGUUUUUGGCAGUGGAACAUGAUAGGAAAAUCUCAUGAUGACACUUAAAGUGGAAAACUUCUGUUAGGUGGCCCAUGAAUUAGAACCACUGUUUGACAAUAACAGGCCUACAUUUCAGUGUGCCAUGUUUCACAGUAUUUAUGGUAGUAUUUGUGGAGGGUGUGCACACAUGAGUAUGUAAUCCUGUAUAAAUGAGGCUUGUCUGUUCAACAAAAGCUUGCACUUGCUAGGGACUGCUGACUUGCUUGGUUGUGUAUCUUGCUUGAAUGACCAUGAGAGCCAAAACCUUUAGGCUGAUCCCUCUUUGUGAAUCUCUUUUGUGUUCGUUGUCUAUUUGGCUUUGAACCUGCUUGAGGACUUGGAUAGAUCCUGAGUAGAUCUGACUCACUGUAAAUGGCAGUGUAAAGCACAGUUUCUUCCUUGCCCUAAGUAGAUGCAAAUAACACACAUACAUGCACUCACAGUUGGACUUGCCCUACAGGCUUCUGGCUUGAAAAAAAAACCUGUUUCUGGCAUGCCAUCAUAGCUGUAGACCUAGCUGACCUCACCCAUGAAGAGUCUUGACACUACAGUUGCUGGAUGGUUUUGAGGGCAAGCUUCUUGCUCUGGUACUGUUCUUGGUUGGCAUUCUGUUCCUUGCAUUGUCAUGAUACAUAGCAGUGAAGGAAAGCUGCUAGAUCACAGCCAUAAAACCAAACCAACACUUUGUACUAGCUCACUUUUAGGAUUGCUUGUGUGUAUCUUCACACUAGUGCUGAGCCCAAUAUCUGUAGACAACCCUUGUGAGAUUCUGGAGAAGGUGGUGUGCUGUUUGUGUUGUGCCUCUUGAAAGACUUUGCUCCUUAGAAUGCAGGCCGUGAAAAAAGUCACUUUUGUCUACUGUGCUGAUCCAUUCUCAUCUGCAUUACAAAUCUUUCUGGGAUGUGGGCUACCACAACCAGCUCAUGGGUAAGCCAACUUCUUCCUUGGGUGGUAAUUUGUGGCUUAGGAAAUUUGCUUAUGGAUUCCAGACCUGCCAUUUGCAAAUUCCUCUUGGUCUUGUUUAACUAAGUCCUAGUAGUUUUAAACUUAUUUUCUUCUCUCUGCAAAUCUCCACUCAAAAAAAUGAUAACUGUAUUAGAUAGAUGCCUAAAGACAAAUUGCAAGACUUGCAAACUGGGAUAACCAACCAAAGGGAACAAAAAGCUGUUUACUGCUUAAUUGAUGGGCAUUUUGGUGCUUGAUAAAUGCAGUUGUAGAUUCUGGACUUUCUGAUUUAUACCAGAAUCUAUCUUAUGAAUGGGCUUUCUGCAGUUUCUUUUAAUAGAUGACUAUCGAAUUUUAGGGACAUUGAAACAUUGUUUCUCAUGUCCAAUAAUAAAUUCCAGCCACUGAAAUUAUGGCAGUUUAAAAUAAAAUGGCAAAAUUUUCAUAAUCUAGUUACUUUCCAUGAUUCUCUGAUGUGACAUCCCACCCAGCCACAUUCAAGUACUAAACCGCAUUCUUCCAAACAAUAGGAUGGUUAUUUCUCUCUCUUGAAGAUUUGUGAGAGUUGGUUUAGGUCUGGAACUCAUCUGACAAGCAAGCUGAAACUAUUUUCUAAGAGGAGUAAAUCUUAGAAGUCUUUCUGAGCUGUUUCUACCUUCCUGUAUCACAGGACAGCAGGAUAAAAAGUAUGAGUCAUUAAGACCGUCUGUGUUGACCAUGCCUAUGGCACACACUACUGUUUACUAGUUAGUGAUUGUAUCAGUUUGCAGUAGAGAUCCUGUGGAUGCAGGCCAUCUCAAUCUGCAUUUUAUGGACCAGAUAAACUUAUUUCAUGUUCGUACCAGAGCAUGUGCAAAUGUGAGACUUCUUUAGCGCCAAGUAGCCCUUGCCUUUCAUAUCUGCAUUUUGGAUGAUGAGGGAGGAAACGAUGCUCUAGUCCUUCAGAAGAGUUCUUUGGGCAAACACAAACAUCUACACGGCUCGGUCCAUUCUUAAAACAUUACCACCUCAGUACUUCUGUAUCUUCAAACACAAACACACCCUCUCUUUUGUUUGUGCUGCAGUUAGGGUUGUGCUUUUGUUGUGGUAGCUAGACCACAGUGCCUUAUUGGAGGUUGAAGAACUCCUACAGAGACAGCAUUAGGCUGCAGAGGAAAGUUUCCAUUUUGUGUUCUAUUUCAUUGUCUUCCCAAGUCUGCUCUGCCCUCCAGUCUCUUACCUGGAUUGGCUUUAUUUAUUGUUGAUGGCGUGCCCCUAAAGUCUUCACAGAUGUUUUCCUCAGUUGACCAUGUCAACUUCCAGCCCAUUUCAUUUUGGGAUAGCCUUUACCAAAAAAAAAUAUUCAGUUACCAUAUUCUUUAAAGAGAUAUAUCCAGAUCAUCCUUAAUCUGGCUGCUGACUCAUAAAUUUAGGUUGUGUGUCUGGAUGAGUGUUAGUACCAAUAAAAAUGUUUGACCUGAGAUCCCAUGAACUCCAGGUAAGUCUGUAUUCAUAGGGGUUCUCUCCCAGUGGAAAUUGCUUACCUGUUCCUGAGGGAUGUGAGAUGUCACUAACAGAGUAUGGCACAUGGUUUUCUGGCUUUCUUGUAUUGCGAGUGUGAUUUUAUUGAACUGUUUACAUCAAACUCAACUGUUUACAACUGGUGAUGCAGACUGAAUUUUGCCAGACAUUUUCUCAGAUAGAUGCUGAGACUACUAUAGAGGGACUGUGAGCAGCAUUUCAUGCCUGGCUUCAGCUUCGCAAUGUUCUGCCAUUCACUCUCUUUCUUGGGUCUUUCAUAAACAGAACAGGGAAGGGAGUAGCCAGCUAUGAAACGGGAAGUGUGGCAUCCCUUCAAGUGUACAAUAUGGUCUGUCCGUGUUUGCCCUCCCAUGUGCUACCCACCUAUGUGCUGUGGCAUCCCCAUCACCCAUUCAGUGCUACACACAGGUUACCUCAUUGGAUCUUGAUUUCUACAAGGGAGAAAGGGCAUCUGACCUUGCUUUGCUUUCUUCGAAUCUGGAAAAAAGCUCAAGCUAUCUUUCAGCCUUAGUGUUGCCCUAGAGCUGAAAGUAAGCAAAGAAGUCCUACAUUUUGGUACAGCCUUGUAACAACAUCUGGGUUUAAACAUAAUGAAGGGGGAAGGGGGUGUGUGGAUUUCUUGGUCACUGGCUAGGUCAAGUUGUAAUCAUCUCACCCAGACAUCCUCAAACUGUGGCCAUCCAGCUGUUUGGGUCUCGAAUUCCCAGGAAACCUAGUCAGCUCAUUCAGUGGUCAGGAAUUCUCGGAGUUGGGGGGCCCAAGCAGCUGAGGGCUGAAGUUUGAGAUUGCCUGAUCUCACUUGAACAGUUACCUCCAACACUCCAAAGGCAUAAGGCUGUGACCUUCUUAGGUUGCGUCCUGUGGGCUUUUGGGAUAAAACUAGGACGUGAAACUUGAAAUCACGCUGGCACUAUGCAAAACAGUCCCACUCCCAGGCUCAUUCCAACACUGGCUGAAGAUUUUGAGCUGCCCAUGGAGCAACUGUAGCAUUGGCCCUGGCCAGUUCUUUCCAUGUGAAUAUCUUCAUAGGAACUGUGGUCCUUAGCCUGCAAUAGGGUGACUGGGCAUGGUUUCUUAUUGCACUGGGCCAGGAUUGGGCUUGCCUUGGCUCGUAGCAGUUGAGAGUUUACCCACUUGGCUGUUUGGGGUGCUACUAAAACCCAGAAGCAUGCAGUAGUUGAGCCCAUGCCAGUCAUCUUUAUCAGCACAACCUCCAUGAGAGCAGAAGAGGCAACAGGGAGAGCUGAAGACACCCAACUUCCCCCUUUGAAUAAAGUUUCCUGGAAGGUUGGCCUGUCCUAUGCUCUUGCAACUGUCAUUUCAUCAACUCACAGCUCUUUGUGUCACCUUCAGUAUCUUUUUGACGUUUGUACUGCCCUUUUAAAUGAAACUAGUUUCAUGACUUACUUCCUUUGUUUCCUCUUGCUGCUAUUCCUGUUAUAUUUUAAGGGUCAAGGUGCUAGGAUUGGAUUGCUAUUGUCUCCCCCCCUCCUUCAGGAUCCCAGACUGUGCCUCUCUGACACUGCCAGAAUCUUUUUUUAAAGCAAUAAAAUACCCUCACCCCAUCCCAGUAAGAGAGACACAGUCUAUGAAUUCUUUGUUGUUUUUGCUUUUUGCAUAUGUCUUUUUUUUUUUGCAACAAAAAAACCUCCCUAGUUUGAGUUUAAGCCUGCCUGGGUUCCACUGUGGCAUCCAUUAAACCAAGACAACAGGUAAACAGCAUGCUAUUUCCAGUUUCUUAAACACUUAAAUGUUGGGACUAAUUGUUAUCAGAAUAUUCAAAUGCAAGCUCUCUAGAUGAACAGUUGCCAAAAACAAAAAAAGUACUGCUUGGAUUGCUUUCCUCCCAAACAUGAAUUCAUGGGAUGCCAGGACAUGAUAAGCAAGAUGGAAAAGCUACCUCACAGCCUCCUCUUGCAGUUGGGACCCAAUGCAAGCCUCCUUUCAAGGGUGUGUGAAAAUCAACAGAUACUAGGAGAAGAGGGAGCUCUUUUAGCUGGUCUGCCAGUCUUGGAGCUGUAUUAUUUCAGUUUGCAGCAGGAGAAGGAGAGAAGCAUGCAAUGGGUUCCUCUUCCUGAGGAAAACACUUGGGAAACUGACAUUGUGGGGAGAGAGACGCCAGACUUCUCCUUGGCGUCCACCUAUGGCAAAGCAGAAGGGCAUGCUUUCAUGUUGAAAGAGCAUUCUCUUCCAUAAUCCCUGAAAUGUUAUGGCAGAGAUAGAGGUAGGCCACCUUAGUGGGAGAAUUAAAUCAACACAGAGACAGGGAGAAAUUACUCUUGUUUUAUACAUAUUAAUUUGACCUCGGUCCUUCAACCUACACACUUGUGCAUAACAAGUAAAGGCUUAAACCCAGGUGUCUCAAAACAGUUUCUGAUGUUUGUCUGAAAAAAAUAACGCCUCCUUUUUCUUUGCACAGAAGCUGGUAAUCUAGGACCUGUGUGUGAACAACUUUAUAUUUUUGUUAUAAAAAGACGAAAAAGAAAAAUUGGUUUACUUGGGUUGGUGUGAGACAUUGUAUUUAAGUUCCUUUUGAACACUGUGGAAAUCCUGAUUGUGUGUGAAUGGCAGCAGCUUUGUAAAUUAAAGAGACAGUUUGUGUGAAUAAAGGUAGUGGAUGGGGUUGAAAAGCCAUACCCAGUUUUAAAAGCAA
Molecule: messenger RNA, 7098 nt
Organism: Anolis carolinensis (green anole)
Lineage: Eukaryota; Metazoa; Chordata; Lepidosauria; Squamata; Anolidae
Product: serine/threonine-protein kinase 35
Exons: 3
Coding region: 243-1397 (384 amino acids)
Biological process (GO): protein phosphorylation
Cellular component (GO): nucleus; cytoplasm
Molecular function (GO): ATP binding; protein kinase activity
Source: RefSeq, a predicted model, not a curated record